AUGGCAAUCCCCGCAGUCCCUAACGGCGACACCGUCGUCGAGAAACCCGUAGCCGUCGAUCCUUCCCAGCUUCCUUCCUCCAAGUCUUCCGAUGUUCGACUCGUUCAGGCCACCCUUUCAGAGCACAUACAAUGCUCGCGACUAAAUGCUGAGGAAUGGAGAGGCCCAUUGACUAUUGAGCAAUAUCUCAAACGGGAGAAGCACCUUAUGGCCCAGGAACUGACGAAAGAUGGGAAGGAGGUGCCCUGGAUACUUACAGAUACCUCUUUGCCGGCAGAUGAACAUGGGAACAGAGCUAUCCUUGCAUCUUGCGAGACCAUACCAACGCGAGCAUACGUUGCUCGAGAUGGUAAGGUCGAUACGGUUCUGAUUCAUGGCAUAGGAUCUGUCUUUACACGUCCUGAGCACCGUGGCAAAUCCUAUGCAUCACGUAUGAUGACGGAACUGGGAAAGACGCUGGACACAUUUCAACAACCCAACGGUCACCGAAGCCUGUUCUCGGUGCUUUACUCGGACAUUGGCCAGAACUUCUAUUCUCGCUUCGGCUGGCAGGCAUUCCCCUCUACUCACAUUCGUCUUGGUCAGAUGAGUUCAGCGACCUACCAAACAGCGAGUGAGGGCUUGCCCAGUGUGCAGGACCUGACAUCAGCGGACUUGAGGACAAUUCCCGCCAAACAGUACGUUCAAGAUGAGCUACAGACUUUAGCUAGAACCAUGCCGGGCGUAUCGCUGGUGGCAGUUGCACCAAGCGUGGAGCACUUCGAAUGGCAUCAUGCUCGGGAGGAAUUCGUGUCCAAGGCUCUGGGUCGAUCGCUCCCUCAGACCAAGGGAGCUAUCCAUGAGCCAACCGGCGUGGCUGUAAUAUGGUCGCGAACGUUCGCUGCGGAGAAAAGCUCUUGGACAUUGCACAUUCUGCAUGUUGCUGUUCCGCCAAGUGUGAAAGGCUCUCAAGAAGGCCAGGCUGCUCUUGCUGCGCUACUGCUGAGAGCACAACACGAGGCAUGCCGAUCCGAAACACUUACCGGCGUUGAGGUUUGGGAUCCGUCAGAAGAUGUUAUAGCUGCCGCCCAAAGCUUGCAGAAAGAGAAAGGAGACAAGAUCGAGAUUAUUCAUCGCGAUCAGGAUCAUAUCUGCAGUCUACGAUGGAUUGGACCGGAACCAGCCGGUCACCGAGUCGAUUGGCGGUUCACUCAGAAAUAUGCAUGGUGCUGA
Molecule: messenger RNA, 1212 nt
Organism: Cyphellophora europaea CBS 101466
Lineage: Eukaryota; Fungi; Ascomycota; Eurotiomycetes; Chaetothyriales; Cyphellophoraceae
Exons: 1
Coding region: 1-1212 (403 amino acids)
Source: RefSeq, a predicted model, not a curated record